AUGGAAAACCAAUCACCAGCAACACCAUCCAACUCAAAUAUCAACAACAUACUUCUAGACAUCAUUCUCAUAGAUAGAACCCGACGCCAAGUGUCCAUAAUCUACCAGAAUGAAAGUAGAGAAGUUAUAAUUACAGAACCAUCUAGAAUGACAACAAUUCCUCUACUCAACAACUAUCCCACAAAGUGGUUUAUUCCUGCCACAAAUGUCACCAGGCCAGACUCUCCAAGCCUCUCUAUCUUCCAGAUUGAAUUCUCAACUGCAGAAAAUCAAAACAAUCUUGUGACACAA
Molecule: messenger RNA, 291 nt
Organism: Acaulospora morrowiae
Lineage: Eukaryota; Fungi; Glomeromycota; Glomeromycetes; Diversisporales; Acaulosporaceae
Source: the annotation of a GenBank genome assembly